CUGUGCGGUUACAAGACGAAGAGGCUAAGCCUCGCCUCGCCUCGCCCCGCUCCCUGUCUCCAGUACGAAGCCCCCUUCCCAGGUUCUUUCCAGAGGGAGGCGCGGCCUGUUCCUUUAAGAAUUCUCCCGGAGAAGGAGGCGGGAACGCCGCCACAGGAAGUGCCCCCUCCCGAAGCUGAGGAAGGGGAUAGGCCCCAAGAUGGCGGCGGUGGUAGCGGUGGAGCGGCUUCUGUCGGAGGGGGAAGGAGGCGCCAUGGACUCGGCGCGACUCUCGCCCUCGCCUCUGCCCCAGCCCCGAGGGGAAGCGCUGCCCCUAGAACAGCUGCCUCAGAGCAACACGCUGGUGGGCCUUCCCAUUGUGGCCAUCGAGAGCAUCCUCAGCUUCCUCUCGUACGACGAGACCAGCCAGCUCCGCCUGGUUUGUAAGCGAAUGGACUUGGUCUGCCAGAGAAUGUUGAAUCAGGGAUUUCUCAAAGUGGAAAGAUACCAUAACUUGUGCCAGAAACAGGUUAAAGCACAGCUUCCAAGGCGUGAAUCAGAGAGAAGAAAUCACUCUUUAGCUCGUCAUGCAGAUAUUCUUGCUGCUGUAGAAACAAGACUGUCACUGCUAAAUAUGACGUUUAUGAAGUAUGUGGAUUCUAACCUCUGCUGUUUUAUACCUGGAAAGGUAAUUGAUGAAAUUUACCGUGUGUUAAGGUAUGUAAAUUCGACCAAAGCUCCACAGAGAGCCCAUGAAGUCCUUCAGGAGUUAAGGGACAUUUCAUCUAUGGCAAUGGAAUAUUUUGAUGAGAAGAUAGUUCCAAUUCUAAAGAGGAAGUUGCCAGGGUCAGAUGUAUCAGGACGACUUAUAGCAGCAGCUCCGGUUCCAGGUCCUUCUGCAGCCUUAACUACGAUGCAGCUCUUCUCCAAACAAAACCCGUCAAGGCAGGAGGUCACCAAACUUCAGCAACAAAUUAAAACUAAUGGUGCAGGAGUGACUGUGCUGAGGCGGGAAAUAUCAGAGCUUCGCACCAAAGUGCAGGAACAGCAAAAGCAGCUCCAAGACCAAGAUCAGAAACUGCUUGAGCAGACCCAGAUCAUAGGUGAGCAGAAUGCCCGGCUGGCUGAGCUCGAACGCAAACUGCGAGAGGUUAUGGAAAGCGCAGUAGGAAAUUCCUCUGGCUCAGCACCAACUGAGGAGACUCCUAGGAAACGGAAGAAGGUUGUUGAAUCAAUAGGUUCGCUUAGAAAGUCAAAACGCCUAAGAAAUAAUAAAUAACUUUGGGAUGAAAUGACACUUCUGUGGAAAUGCACUGCUCUAGUGAUCCAGGAAGGUUGUCUGGUAUAGAUCUUGUGAUCCACAGCAUGGUGUCAUUCAGGCUGCUGGUUCUUCAGAACACCAUAGACUUGAAAACAACUUUCUGUCAUUGAUGAGACAUUACUUCCCACCCCUGCCCUGCUUCUGUUUGAGUGGGCCUCCUGCACAGGAUUAUUAUAAUUUGCUAUAGAUUUAUACUAACCAAACAUGCUCUAUCAUGUUUUGAAAAGUUAACUUUCUUUUUCUGUGCAACUAUAAAGUGAAACUUACAUUUAUGCAUCUGUACCCAUAAAUGAAUAUCUUAAAUACAUCCAGACUUCAUUUCCUUGAAAAUUAAGAAUGGAUAGAUAGCAGAUGUCCUGUUCACUUGAAAAAAAGAGAGCAUUUUUAAAAAAGUAUGUUUGGGGAAAUAGUUUAAUUUUUUUUUGCAAGUGACCUUGUUUAGAAUGUCUGAAAAGUAGUUUAUACAUGUGAAAGUCUACAUAACAAGUAAAAAUGACUUCCUAAGCUUACAGUAUUGGCUAUAUAUAUUUUUGUAAAUUUGAAAAGGAAGGGACUUUAGUCUACUUUUCACAAAUGCAUACCCUAUGUCUAAGCAUUUAGAGCCAUAUUUUUAUCUUGCAUGGAGAGAUGCAUGCAUUGCUUAGUCAGCUUGGUAAAGCAUUUGCCUGGAGUUGCUAUUCAAUCAUUGGCCUUUCCCACCUUUUUGGAGAGCAGCUUCUUGUUUCCUUAGCCACAAUUCUGCAUAUGGUUUCAGCACAGUUCUUUCUUUUCUUGUGUGGCCAUUUUGUCUCGUUAAUGCAGGAGAAUAUAUCAGCCAAGCUUUUUUUUUCUUCCUGCUUGCCUAUAGAUGGCAGAGCCACUCCUAGCUAAAACAGGACUUGAGAGGUUUGUUCUUUUUUAUCUGUGGUUUUUGGUUUAUACACUACUGAUACCAAUUCAGAGGUUUAAAAGCAAUGUUAAGUGCUGGACAGAACAUACUGGUUUUGUUCAGUCCACAGGCUUGUUACUGCAAUGUUCAAAUUUUAAAAGUUUUAUGUUGAGAAAAAGACCUUACUGUUAUUUGGCAAGAACUCUCUGUAAUACUGUGUUCUAGCUUCCUUUAUCCUGAAAAGUAAAUUGACUUCAGACAAAAAAAAGCUUUAAAUUCUUUUGCACUCAUUCUGUUUUGAAGUUGUGACUGGAAAAGCAUGUCUUGCACUGUACAGUCUCUGAAUUUGUCACUUUAACAGCCUCCAAGUUGUAAUGUACAGUGAUUUUCCCCUCUACUUGUUUUGUUUUGAAAGGAUUGAGUCUUCAAAACAUACCACUUCCAUGAUUUAAUUUGCUGUUACUCAAUAAUGUAGUUCUGUUGCUCAACUGUCACAGUUUUUCUCUUAAUCUGCUUUUGCUGUUUGGGCUUUCACUAUUAUUAAAUAUGGAACAGAAAUCUGAAUUAGAGUGUUAGCUCAAAAAGCUACUCUUGGCAGACAUUUUGCUAAAGUACAAACUUAUUUUUCAUUUGUCAUAUAAACAUAGUGUUUUCCUGAAAACUUUUUUCGGCUUUUUCCUGGAUGCCAGAAGCCCAUUAGGAGUAAGUUCUCCCUAAAACAGAACAUUAUAAAUUAA
Messenger RNA from Pogona vitticeps (central bearded dragon), 2905 nucleotides. RefSeq names its product F-box protein 28 (gene FBXO28). Gene Ontology annotation, molecular function: protein binding. The record is from RefSeq and is a predicted model, not a curated record. NCBI's taxonomy places the organism in Eukaryota, Metazoa, Chordata, Lepidosauria, Squamata, Agamidae. Gene Ontology annotation, biological process: protein polyubiquitination.